Messenger RNA from Schistocerca americana (American grasshopper), 687 nucleotides. RefSeq lists its product as uncharacterized. The transcript has 5 exons. The record is from RefSeq and is a predicted model, not a curated record. Bases 1 to 687 code for a protein of 228 amino acids. NCBI's taxonomy places the organism in Eukaryota, Metazoa, Arthropoda, Insecta, Orthoptera, Acrididae.
AUGGGCAGGUCUUCGUAUCUGGCGCCAGGCUCGCCACAGAUCCAUCUGGUGACCCAGAUUGGCAUCGGAUCUGCAGCGUUGAUCGGCGUGCUCCCGUACCCCAUUGGACCCGGCGCGCCCCGUGCGAUCAUCAUUGGUCUGCGCGCGCACGUGUCGUUAAAAAAACGAGCGUCGGGCCCGCCCCCAGGAGCGCGCGAGACCCCGCCCCUGGCAACUCGCGAUUGGCUGCCGGCGGCGACGCGGCCGGCCGUCGCGGUGUGUCCGCCGUGUGUGUCACCGCCGCAGUCGAGUUGGCCCGUGCAGUGGCAGAAUCUGUGUCCGCGCGCGUGCCCGCCGUCCACGUGCAGCCGAGGAAACGCCGCCAGCCGACCACGACCACGCCGACCUUCGCGCGCCUGCUUGCCACGACCACGUGCGCUCAUCCACCGGGGCGACGCUUCUCCGCUUCCGCAUCUUCUCAGUGUGGGUGUUGUCGCAAAAACAGUCAAAAUUCGGGUCAAAAAUAGAGAACCUGUUCCUGUCUACCAGAUGGAGGACCCUCACGAUAGUGACAUGGAAGGCAGCAUGUCAAACAACGACGAGGACGCGAGCGACCCGGAAGAGGAGGGCCCCCUGGGCUCGGCCGACCCGGGGGGAGCCAUGCUGCACCUGAACAACGGCGCGGGCGGCGGGGGCGGCGUUACAUAA